AUUUGGGUAUUUUUGGUUAUUUUUUUGCCGGACAAAAACGGAAUUUAAGGUUGCGCGAGUAAUAGGGACAUGUUUAAACUGAGGUACAACAACCGGAUGCUUUCAAAAUAAAAGUAUAUCCUCCAUCGGCGUCGACAGACCAGGAAACGGCGUUUAUUGUGAAAUAUCAACAAUAUAUGUUUCUUUAAAGGGUCGCGGGGGGUGCUGGAGCCUAUCUCAGCUGCAUUCGGUCGGAAGGCAGGGUAAACCCUGGACAAGUCGCACCUCAUCGCAGAGCCAACACAGAUAAACAGACAACAUUCACACUCACAUUCACACACUAGGGGCAAUUUAGUGUUGCCGAUCAACCUAUCCCCAGGUGCGUGUCUUUGAAGGUGGGAGGAAGCCGGCGUACCCGGAGGGAACCCAUGCAGUCACGGGGAGAACAUGCAAACUCCACACAGAAAGACCUCGAGCUCAGGAUCGAAUCCAGGACCUUCGUAAUCUGAGGCACCCACAUCAGUGAUUAGUGAAGAUGGCCACAUUAGUGGCCUAUGAGGACUCUGAGUCUGAGGAUGAGUCCAACAAUCAAAAGGGAUCAGGUUUUGUCCAGGAAAAAUAUUGCGGACAGGAAAACCAACAAACGAGAAGAUGCCCUAUAUUAGAGGUGUCUCCAAACUCCGAGAGGACAGCGUUGGAUUAUCACCAGCACAUGUUCGAAAAAGACAAUUCCGUUUUACUGAAGCCGAAUUGUUCACCUUCAACCCGGCAGAAGACUUUUGGACCGACAACUCCUCAUUACACGAUGCAAAGUUGUUCUGCCAUGUCCAAAAGACCUUCCACAGUCCCAUCUGGUGUCAGACCCUACAUCCCCAAGAGGCAAAGGCUUGUCAUCUCUGCAGGGAUAGAAAAUAAUUUGACAGAAGGGGUCCCCAGCAAAGAUGUCCAAAUUCUCUCUGAAGUGUCUGCGAAGGUGAAGCUGCAUCUUUCCCAAAAGUCUGCCGCUGGGAUACCGAGAAGGCUUCUUCUCAGCCUUGAAGGUCACCAGGGUCCUGUCAACACAGUGCAAUGGUGUCCAGUUCCUCAGAUGAGUCAUCUACUGCUGUCUGCCUCCAUGGACAAGACAUUCAAGGUGUGGGAUGGAGCGGAGAGCGGACGAUGCCUGAAGGUUUACACCUGCCACUCUGGAGCUGUGCGAGAUGCCUGUUGGACCCCCUGCGGGCGUCAGCUUCUUACCGGCUCGUUUGACAACACAGCCGUGGUCACAGACGUGGAGACAGGUCAGCAGAUAGUGAGAUCAGAUAACCAGUUCAAGGUGAUGUGUGUGGCCUCGCAUCCCAGCAAUCCGGAGGUGUUCCUGUGCGGAGGUUACAGUUCAGUGGUCAAGGCGUGGGACUCUCGUAGCUGCAAGGUAGUGAAAGUGUACAAAGCGGGGAUCCAGCAGACGUUAGACAUUCUCUUCCUGAGAGGUGGUUUGGACCUUAUCACAAGCUCAGACUGUGUCAGCAGAGACUCUGCAGACCGCACCCUCAUCGCCUGGGACUUCCAGACCACAGCCAAGGUCUCCAACCAGAUCUACCAUGAGAGGUACACCUGCCCCAGCCUGGCUCUUCACCCGCAGGAGGACUCAUUUGUGGCCCAGACCAAUGGCAACUAUAUGGGCGUUUUUUCCUCCCAGCGGCCCUAUAGAAUGAACAAGAGACGCCGCUACGAAGGACACAAGGUGGAAGGAUAUGCGGUGCAGUGUGAGUUUUCUCAAGAUGGAACAAUUUUAGCAUCCGGCAGCUCCACCGGCUUGGCCCACUUCUACGACUACCACAAUGCCCGCCCACUUACCGCUUUCCAAGCCCACAGCCAACCGUGCCUGUGCGUUUCUCAGCAUUGUGUCCUGCCGGCGACCGCGGCUACUUGCGACUGGGGUGGAGCGAUCAAGGUCUGGCACUGAGGUGCAUGUCUUUGGAGGUGGGAGGAAGCCGGAGAACCCGGAGGGAACCCACGCAGUCACGGGGAGAACAUGCAAACUCCACACAGAAAGAUCCCGAGCCCGGGAUUGAACCCCAGACUACUCAGGACCUUCUUAUUGUGAGGCAGAUGCACUAACCCCUCUUCCACCGUGCUGCCCACUGUAAGUAUAUACCGUAUGUAAUGUAGUAACAGGUAAUAUUUACGAAUUUUGCUCAUUUUAAGCAUAUGGCGCAUCCCAAAGUUCACUAUUUCCUUCAACAAUAACGCUACUAUUCAUGGGACUGCCUUGGGACAAAUUAUGACCCAGAUCCUUACAUUUUUGAGCCUGCAUAUAAGGAGGAUGAGCUACAAGUUUUAGAAGCUGACUGCUAAGCAGAUCCAGCAAUGAGCACUAUUGCUAAGUGCUAAACAAGAAAUACAAACUACAAACAUAACAAAUCACUUGCUGUACAAUGUCCGCUCUUACCGGGAUGCCGACUGAAUCUAUGCAAGAUUUUGCAUAGAUUAAUAAUCCGGUGCGCCAUAUAUAUGAAAAAAGAUCAAUAAUAGACCAUUCAUCGGCAGUGCGUCCUAUGGUCCGGAAAAUACGGUAAUUUUCUUACAAAAAUAUCAGGAAUAUAGGAAACUUCAUCUGCAGUGUCCAGUAUUUAUUUCACAGUCACACAGUCACGGCAUUGAUUUCAACUCACAAAAUCGUUUCGGAUCGUAUCGAUCUAAAUAAAUUAACAUCGUCCCUGAAUUUUAUCCGCAACCUCAAAUUAUGAUUCCAAUCAAAUCCUUGUUAAGACGAAUCGUUACACCCCUACGCCAAUAGUUAGCCUUGUCAUACCAAAUCAGGGAAAUUGCCGAAAGGGUCACGGUGGACCAAUUAAAUUGUUCACAUCAAAUCAAACGCGUUGUGCACUCACCUUCACCUUGGAGAAGACGCGAUGAAAUUCUAACAACCCACCAACAGUGAUUAACCCGGCCAUCAAAAAAAGGAACCUGCCGAUCUUUACUGUUUUUAUAUGUGCACCUGCAGUUAAUAGACGUGUAAAAAAUUACAUUUGUCAAAGUCAAGUGGGUGCGGCCUAAAAAAAGGUGUACUCUAUAGCCCGGAAAUGACGGUAUGUGUCUCUACUUAAGGUUAUUUUUUUCUUCCAUUGCAGCUCCUUUAGGACCUCCAUCGUUUGUUCUGCUUUAGAAAGUAAUUCAUUCUCGCUCGGUUCACACAGUCUGGGCCAGCUGGUGUUUCUCGGGGGAUUUGCACUACUUUGCCCCUCUAAUGAACUUGUCAGAAAACUGCAGAACACCACAUCCAUUCAUUUAUUUGUGCCACCGUGUUUCCCAAAGCUAUUCCGCUUUUUGCCCGGGCUUUGGCCUUGCUGUUUACUUGCCACCACACAAAGAAUAAAAGUAUCUAUAUUCAUAUAGAACUGGAUCUUUUCAUGCAUUUCAUCCGGUAUUUUUUUGGAAUUGUAUACUGUUUCUUAACAUUUAUUUUACUGUUACAACUAUUUGCCAAAACCAACUUUUUCUUUAUGGCUAUUAAAUUUGGCAGUUGGAUGUUCCUUUUCCAGUUCUUUCAUCCUCCGGUGCCUUCUCAAGCAAAAAACUCUCAUUUCCUCCCUCACUCUGUGUCCCUUCUUCCUCAGUCUACAGUACCAUCAAAGACAUAUCAGUUCCAGAGGGUGCGUCUUAGAUUCAGAUUAAACGAGAGCUGCUGGGCUCCAGCUGGGAAUACGAAAAAAAAAAAAAAAAGAUAAAUUACUGACUUGGCUUUGUUAGAAAAUAGAAGCUCGCCUUGACAUAAAAUAACCUGCAUCUCGUAAAUGGAGGCUAUUUUUAGCAGCUGCCAAUUCCCAGAAGGAGUACAGAUGGAAAGUAGGUGAGGAUGCUUGGAUGUAGCAAGCUCAGCAUCGGCUGUUAUCUGAGGCAAAUCUUAAUUAGCAGUACCGCCACCACCACUACAUUCUGUUUGCUUUUAAUCCGUCCAACGGCAUACACUUCAACUUCUCUUGUUCCACUUAUUGCUGUUAAUGGUUUAAUGCCUCGCCAUAAAAGUGACACUCAUUAUAUUAUGCCUUCCAGCAAUUUCCCUGCUUUUCUCUGGGAGUUAUUAGUCUGGGAUUCUGCCCACUACGCACACGGCAUUUUGGAAGAAAUUCGCUUUGGAACAUUAUCGCUAUUCAGAAUGACGUCCGUAACCUGAAACGGAAGAUGAAACGCAUUUUUCCUAGUUUUUAUCGUGGUUCAACUAUAGUGCAGUCGAAAGUUCAAUCACAAAAAGAGCAGCCUUGUUGGAUGCUGGGUGUUUGAUGCUACCCUCCAAGGGAGUUUCGCUGCGUAUGUCACUCUUGAUGUGUCAGGUGGUGAGAUGUUCAGCGGUUCAAAUGUGUCGGACUAAAUGGGUGCACAACAGUAUAGUGCUUCACAUUAAGGCUGGGCGAUAUGGCCUUUUAUUAAUAUCUCGAAAUUUUUAGGCCAUACAUAUCUCGAUAUAUGUAUGGCCUAAAAAUUUCGAGAUAUUAAUAAUGAAACACCGGCUGUGUUAUCCGGCA
Molecule: messenger RNA, 4484 nt
Organism: Nerophis lumbriciformis (worm pipefish)
Lineage: Eukaryota; Metazoa; Chordata; Actinopteri; Syngnathiformes; Syngnathidae
Gene: wdr25
Product: WD repeat domain 25
Molecular function (GO): protein binding
Source: RefSeq, a predicted model, not a curated record